Messenger RNA from Gadus morhua (Atlantic cod), 2226 nucleotides. Its product is annotated as cell adhesion molecule 4. Lineage: Eukaryota; Metazoa; Chordata; Actinopteri; Gadiformes; Gadidae. The transcript is spliced from 8 exons. The record is from RefSeq and is a predicted model, not a curated record. The coding region runs from base 250 to 1443 and encodes 397 amino acids.
AAAGGAAACAAAAUGAUUUCCUGUUUGUUGCGGGUAUGAAAGCACUCACAGCAUCACUUCGGUUAACAACAGAAAAAGGGAAGCCUGACACAUAUUGUUCUGCAUGGAGAAAUCUUGAGAAACGAGAACAUCAAGUGUGCUCAUUCUUUACUGGGGGAGAGAGUAGGGGAGACCCAUAGACACUAUAGGGAUCAGAACGACAAUAGAAACACACACAGAGUUGGUGGGAUAAGAACAGAAGGAGAGACCAUGGAUAAAGAAGUGACAACGGCACUCUGGAUCCUGACAAUCUUUAUUUUGAAAGGCGUUCUUGCUGGCCACUGGUCUGUUAACCUGCCCAUCAACCCUAUCUGCGCUGUGAUUGGUUCGACUGUGGUCCUGCCUUGUUCCUAUGAAUACCAAGAGGACUCCUCCAGCCAGCCCCUGAGGGACGGGGACGCCCACAGCGUGCGGUCUGAGAUGUGGUGCCUCGGGAGCAGUCGCUGUAUCACACCGAGCUAUGUGUAUCACAGCGACGGUGUCUUCCUGGACCCGUCCUAUAGCAACAGAGUCAUGUUUCUGGGGCAGACUGGGACCAAAAACUGCUCGCUGCAAAUCUCGGGGGUCAGGAUGUCCGACGGUGGAGCCUACGCGUUCUACGUCAUCCCCGACCCCCCCACCCAGAAGAUGCCGGCGCAGACUGGUGUACAACUCUUGGUGGCAGGCUCUCCUGAUGCCGUCACAGCCUCUGUGAAUCCCUGCGGGGGGGCCCUGAAGGGAGCGCCCCUGCAGCUGGCCUGUUGUGGCCCUCCGGUCGGCCCUGUGGGACGGUACCGCUGGCUCAUGGAUCCUGCUGGGGACAGCACCACCCAACGGGAGCACCCGGGCCAGGUCUGGACCAUGGAUGAGACACGGGCCGACGCCAGCGGGAACUACGUGUGUCAGGUUCAAUCGGCCGAGGGCUGGAGGAGCUCUGCCAACAUAACGGUGGAUGUGCAGUAUCCACCCUGUAACACAUCUGUGCACGUCACAUCUGUGGACGUCCUCUCGUCUGGAACGGGCGUGGUCCUGACCUGCAGCAGCGACGCCAACCCCCCUGUUGAAAGCUACACCUGGUUCCGCGGUAACGGCUGUCUGACCGCAGUAGACAGGAGGACGGGGGCUACACCCAUGGGGCCGACCCUGAAGCUUCACGCAGACCCCCCCACGGGAGAGUCUGAGCUGUACUGCUGUGUGGCCGCCAACACACUGGGCUCCCAAUCCUACAAUGUGACGCUCUACGGAGGUGUCAAUGCAGGCGAACCCCAGUUGGCCAGAAGUAAAAGAGUGAUGAUUGUUGCAACUACUACCGUAACUUUACUAGUAGUCAUUGGCCUUGUUGCAUUUGCACUUAGAUGGAAACUGAAGGAGUCUCCAUUGUCCCAGUCCUAUGGCCUUGCAGGAACCACCGUUCCAGUAUCUUAACUGUACAUUUCAUAUACAAUGAAUUGGCUGCGGAAUGGCAAGAUAAGAAGAAAACUAAAUACGCAUAAAUAAUACACAACCAAUUUAAACACUGUGCAUAUAUAGAAAUUUUAUAGAAUAUAUUUCUGUGCAUUUUUUUUUAUUAUUAUUAUUUUUGUAUUUAUUAUUUUUUCACUGUGGUAUACUUUCUGCUGUGACGUCCAAAUUGAAUGUUACUGGAGAAGUGGCCGUGUGGAGGGUCCAGCCUUGGCCGUGAUGUUACAAUAAAUUAAUGACCUGACCUUGGAACCAACUGUCCGGCGUGAUACGGCAAGAUAGGAUGCAAGGCAGAACCCAGGACAUCUGGGUAGGAGGUUGAGAACCAUCAGGACAUUCACUUUGUUUAUACUUGACUUGAAUUUAGGCUUGAACUGAAUAACCUCCUUUCUGAAUGUUUGUUUCUGUGGUCAUAUUAAUUAGCCAUGAUACAAAAUAAGUGUACUGUUUGGUUAUGUCAGCUUGAUAAUUAGAAUUCAUAAACAAUGACUUAAAAUAAUAUGUUUUUAAGUUCUUUUUUUUCCCAGGUUUAGUUUCAUAUGCCUCAUGUCAUCUAUUUUGGAUUUCAAUAUCUUUUUAACUCUGCAUCUACCAAAUAUGAUAAAAAUAUUUUUUGUUGUUGAUUUCCAUGAUUGUAUGAUCCAAUCUAAUAUAUAGUAUAAAAUGUAAACAGAAGACCAAUUAAGAUAUCCACUGUGCAUUAGGCAAAAAUAUGAAUAAAGGAAUCUGUAAGAUGCAAGUCAUUAA